Micromonas pusilla CCMP1545 is the source of this 1905-nucleotide messenger RNA. RefSeq lists its product as uncharacterized. Lineage: Eukaryota; Viridiplantae; Chlorophyta; Mamiellophyceae; Mamiellales; Mamiellaceae. The coding region runs from base 1 to 1905 and encodes 634 amino acids. The record is from RefSeq and is a predicted model, not a curated record. The transcript is spliced from 2 exons. Gene Ontology annotation, biological process: protein targeting to vacuole; vesicle-mediated transport.
AUGGCGGCGGCCGCGGAGGACGCCGCGUCAUCGCGGCGCGCCCCGGACGCGUCGGCGCCUUCGCCUUCCAAACCGCCUUCCAAACCGCCGUGGCGAUGGCACCGCGGGCGCCGCCGCGCGCACGAGAGCGACGUCGACGCGUCGUGGCGCGCGCGACGGAAGCACCUCUUCAUCCUGAGCGACGCCGGGAAGCCGAUCUACGCGCGGUACGGCGACGAGGCCAAGCUCGCGGGGUUCACCGCCGCGCUCGCCGCGCUCGUCGCCGCGGCGUCGAACGCCGCGGGCGGCGGCGGCGCCGCCGCCGCGAACGAACGCGGCGAACCCGAGGACGCGGACGUCCUGCGAUCCAUCACCGUGGGACCCGCGACCGCGCGCGUCGUGUUUCUCAUCCGCGGACCGAUCUACCUCGUCUGCGUCUCGUCCACGGGCGAGCCGACGCGAUGCCUUCGACGCCAGCUCGAGCUCCUCCACGCGCAGUUCAUCUGCGUGCUGACGCGCGCGGUCGAGCGCGCGCUGCGGAGAUCGUCCAGGAUGGACGUCCGGCAUCUCUUGGGCGGCGUCGAGCCGACGUUCGGCGCGCUCGCCCAUCAGGCGCGUUGGAGUACCACACCGAUGUCGCACGACCACGGCGCGCAGCUGGGCGCGUUCGCGCCGCUGCCGAUGCCGGAGCGAUCGCGCGAGCGCGUCGUCAGAGCGCUGUCGGACGCGCUGCGGGGGAAAGAGUGCGCCGCCGCGGGCGCGCUGUGCGGGUUGCUGCUUACGAGGGACCACGUCGUCGCCGUCGUCGCGAACGGCGCGGUCGUCGCCGCGGGGGGCGGCGGGCGCGGGAGCGGGCGCGGCGGGAAUGGCGGCGGCGGCGGGAUGUCGGCGCUUCGCGAGGGCGCGCGGCGCCUGAGCGUCCGCGCGGCGGGGAAGUCGACGACGCUGCACCCGGACGACGUCAUCGCGUUGAGCACGUUCGUGCGGUCGUCGGAGUCGUUUCGAAGGAACACGCAGUCGUUCUCGCCGGUGUGUCUGCCGAAGUUCGACGCCGACGCGUUCGUCUACGCGUACGUCGCGGAUCUCGAACCGUGCGCGGCGGGAAUGGCGGCGCGCGGCGGCGACGGUACCGCCGACGGCGACGGCGACGGUACCGCCGACGGCGACGGCGACGGCGAGGGCGAGGGCGAGACGAGCGAGUGCCGGCUGUGUCUCGUGCUGGUGUCAACCGCAGACGACGCGUUCCACGCGCUCGCGGCGGCGAGGGUGAAAGCGGAGGCGCGGCUGCGAGAGGAGGGAGCGAUCGCGGACGUGAUGACGCGCGCGGAAGGGCCGGGGCCGGGGCCGGGGCUCGACGGCGGCGACGGCGACGGCGGCGGCGCCGGCGCCGGCUCGAUCGCGAUCUCGCGGCACCUCCCAAAAGGCGCCGGCGGCGGACUUCCCGGGGAGACCCCGCUGCUGCACUUCCUGUAUCACCGGCCGCCGCUCGGGCAGUUCGUCGCGCCGACGUGGGAGGGCGUCUUCGCGGACGACGCGCGCGCGAGGAAAAAAGUGAUUCGGCGGUUCGCGCGCGUCCGCGCGUCCGCGAUCGCGGACGACGCGGACGCGUGGGAGUACGACGACGGCGGCGGGAGCGGCGGCGGCGGCGGCGGCGGCGGCGGCGGCGGCGGCUUGUUCGGCGGCUUGUUCGGCGGCGGCGGCGGCGGUGAGACCGCUGCGCCUCGCGUCGGCGGCGGCGUCCGGCGCAGGGUGCACUACGAACGCAGUGACGACGGCGUCGUCAUCGCGUGCGUCGGGUCCGACUUCGAGCUCUUCGUGUUGCUUCGCGCGGACGCGAGCGAGGAGGCGGGUGUGAGCGUGUGCAACAGGCUGUGCGCGUGGUUGCGGAGAGAGGAGAAGGCGCUGUUCGCGCCGGCGGGAUCGUGA